AUGCCUAAGGAGUACUUCAGUUUUCAACUGCUCGGCCAGAAGGUGUCUUGUGAGAAGACACUGGACCCCUUUGGGAUCUACCAUCAAGUAUUGGUGGACGCUGGUGGAAAGCAAAAACGACUAUGCGAGAAUAGUUGCUUCAUAUUCCCGAUACGCAGCAAGUUCAGACUCUUUACGAUAUGGAUGGUGGAAUGGAAAUGGUUCCAGAGGUUCAUCCUGUCGCUCAUCGUGUUGAACUCAAUCUUGAUCGCUAUUGAGGAUAAGAGGGAUCCUGAUAACCGUCGCAAUGAGAUUGGCGCGUUUGCCGAUUCGUUAUUAUUGGCAUUCUUCACGAUAGAGUGUCUGCUGAAGAUAGUCGCUUGGGGGCUUAUACGAGAGAAGUCGACUUAUCUGACUGAUGGCUGGAAUUGGUUGGACUUCAUCGUGGUGGUGACGGGUCUCCUCUCCGUCGUGAACUUGGGUGGUGACACUGACCUUAGCGUCCUGAGGGUCUUCAGGGUACUCAGACCUCUACGCAGCUUAACAGUAUUGAAAGAAAUGAAGUUACUGGUGAAUACAGUACUUCUUUCUAUACCACGUCUAGCCAACGUAGCCGGCACUGCUGUGUUUAUCCUGCUAGUAUUCGGGAUAUUGGGUACCAACUUUUGGGGAGGAGUACUUGAACGAAGGUGUCGUCUAACGCCUUAUCCCAUCCUCAUUGAAGCAGCUACAGGAGCAGUGCAGCAUGCCUUGCCGGUCUUGAACGGUUCUCAGGAGUACUGUUGGGAAUGGGAAGUGGAUACAGCCCAGAGCAGAGGACCAAACGGAGUCUCUCCGUCCAGUGUUCAUGAUAAAUGGUACAGUGCUAGCAGCAUGAGGAGGAGGAGACAGGAUGGGAUUUCCCUGGUGAGCAACGCCUUCAAGGCUUCCAAAAUGAAGGGCGGAGGAAUGACAGAAAUGGAGAGUAGAAUAGCUGAAAAGAAGAGGACCUUCUAUACGAGUACACCGGCUGAUGCUAGCUCGAGUGUAACAGUGAUGAUGAGGGUCAUGGAGCUCGAGAGUUCAGCUCACCCUAUCGUUGUGAAGAUACGAUAUCUGGUCAUCUCUGAGUGGUUCGUGAACGUUAUAAUGUUCUUCAUCACAGCUAAUGUGAUAGUGAUGAUGUUCGACUCCUACCCUCCACCGCCAUAUAGGCUUACUAACACGGUCACGGUACUCAACCAGGUGUUUACGGUAGUCUUCGUGGUUGAAUUUGUGUUAUUGCACAUUGCACUGGGCCCGCGGAGAUAUUGGAGGAAGCUCGCUACGGCAUUCGACGGGUUUAUCGUUAUUACGUCGAUCUUGGAGUUAUUCCUGGCGAAUGGUUCUACUGUUAUGACGGCCCUCAGGGGUUUCCGUCUGCUGAGAAUAUUCAAGCUUGCGAAAAAGUGGACGUCAUUUCGUGUCUUAUUGAAGUCGAUCGCCCACACGGUGAAUUCUAUGGGUAACUUCUGCGUUCUUCUCGGGCUGAUGAUGUUUGUAUUCACCCUGAUGGGCAUGAGCCUCUUCGCUACUAAGUUGAGGAUGGGCGAGGACGGCAAGAAGAUACCUGAUGAGCUGCUCUUACCAUGGCCGAAAAGUCAAUGUCCAGGAGGCGGUUAUGACUGCGUGCCUCGGUCCCAUUUCGACACUCUACUGUGGUCCUUCAUAACAGUGUUUCAGAUCUUGACGGGGGAGAACUGGAAUGCUAUAAUGUACGAUGCGGUGUUGGCGGUUGGUUGGGGCGCAGUAGUCUUUUUCAUCGCGCUGGUGAUCUUCGGCCAGAGUGUGAUACUCAAUCUAUUCCUAGCUAUUCUUAUGAGCAAAUUCGAGGAGAGUUCCGCGACGAUACGGGAGCGAGAGUUGGCUAGAGCCAGAUCACGGUCGCAGUUGUCAGCGUUCCUGCGGGACCGGAGAAAGACCAAUGGCGCGCUCCCUUCAGAUGAGGCGUCCAGCCCUGAGUCGCAGCUUGAGAGUCCCUCUCCUAGGUCAUUGAUAUCUCCGUACUCUGAGGGUAUGCAGGCUCAGGGUCAGGAUGAUCAUCACGAUGAGGAAGUGUUGGAGGCCCUGAGGGUCAUAUCUCGGAAUCCGAACCUGCGUUUGGUGGUUAACACGCUGUUCCGAAUCUUACCGGAGCUCUGCAACCUCCUCAUCGUGGGAGGACUCUUCUUCUUGAUCUUUGGUCUGUUUGGUCUGUCCUACUUCAAGGGAAAGUUCUACACAUGUCAAGUUGGCGACCCUAGUACGAGAGGAGUCGUCGAGUGGCAGUAUGAAGACCGGCGAAGCGUUAUCGUGACCCCUAUGUGUCUUGACCAGACGCUCGGCCAUCUCACUCUCGCCACUGGUUUCUCUGAGGGCUUAACAGGAAGUGCAGCACUGCAAUGCGCUGAUAGCGUGCCUUGGUCGAGACAAACUCCGGACACGCCAGUGUGUGUAGCCUCUUGUGCUACUGCCACCCCAAGCGAUAAGUCGGCCGCGUGCCCUUCCCCUCUGACCCUUGAUACGUACCCUAGUGUGUGUAGCCUCAAUCCUGGAGCCUCUAGUCGCCGGUUGGGUCAUUCUGGUGAACAUCGUCAGUUGCAGAGUGCUGCUGCCAGCAUCGGUGGCUCCGAGUGGCUUGCAUCAAUGGAAAAAAGCAUCAUGCCUUGCGACAAGUGCAGUGUGCACUACUGUACAGGAGAACUCCAACCCAGCGAGAAAAAAACGGCCUCCUGCCGAGACGAGUGCGAGCACCAUCCCUACUACUGUGCUGAUGUCUGCGCUGAUAACGUGUUUGAGGGUGGAGAGUGUGAGGCGUGUCUCGAGGCUUGCACUUCAGCUUGUGAAUGCCCGCAGUUUUGCAAGGCAGUUAUCAAGGAUGCUGCUAACUGUGUGGAACAGGGUGGACAAUGGUUGAAUCUGCACCAACAUUUUGAUAACAUCGCAGUGUCUAUGAUGACUCUUUUCGAGAUCUCAACCACAGAAGGUUGGGUAGACGUUAUGUAUGCUGGCACUGAUGCAACGGAAGUUUAUGGUCAGCCUCGUCGGGAUCAUGCGGAACUGUGGGGUCUGUUUUUCGUAUUGUUCAUGCUGAUCGGUUCGCUCUUCAUCCUGAAUCUUUGCGUCGGUGUUAUUGUCGAUAACUUUAAUAAGAUCAAAGCCCAGGGGAGGUCCCUCUUCCUGACGCAAACCCAGCAGAAGUGGAUAGAGCUUCAGAAACAGCUGUACACGAAAAAGAUAUACCUGGAGUUCGCCCACGUCAAAGAUUUGCCCGUGAAAAGGAGGAAGAUGUAUUUCUUCUGCACGAGCUCCAAGUUUGAGACGUUCAUAAUGACAUGCAUCUUGCUGAACACAGCGGUGACUGGUAUGAAGAUGUUCCCACCACCUUCGGAUGCCUAUAACACGACAUUGGCAACGCUAAACUACAUUUUCGCCUUCAUAUUCACAGCGGAAGCUGCAUUGAAGCUGUAUGCCACACGGUGGUGGUACUUCUAUGAUUCCUGGAACUGCUUCGACUUUGUAUGUGUUGUUGCUACAGCAAUUGGUAUACUUGUAGACUUGCUCUCUACUGUGACCAUCGGUACGCUGAUGAGCGCCAUCAGGAUAUUCCGUAUUGCGAGGCUCUUUCGUCUCGUUCGGUUCGCCAAGGGUCUCAAUCAGCUAUUCAUAGCCUUCGUUCUGUCCAUACCGAAGCUCUUCAACGUUGCCAUACUAUUGCUACUGCUUCUGUUCCUCUUCACAGUGCUCGGUGUCCGCCUCUUUGGUGCUACACAGCUUUCUGGUAGUCAUGAUGACCAUGCGAACUUCCGCAACUUCUACCGGGGGUUUAUGACACUUGUUCGUUGCAUGACUGGAGAAGGUUGGAAUGAGAUAAUGCACAGUCUGGCUAAGGAUUCGGAGUUCUUCGGCCUCGUCUUGCAUCGACCCUGUGUGAACGACUUCCACAUCACAGCAGACAAUUACGCACAGUUACAGGAGAAGUGCCUUAUCGACCAUCCUGUGCAGUGUGGGUCGCCAUUCUCGUUUCUGUUCUUCAUCUCAUACACGUGCAUCAUCACCUUUGUCGUGCUCAAUUUGGUCAUAGCAGUCAUCUUAGAAGGCUUUGAGGACUCCACCAAAUCGGAUGAAAAGAAUGUCGUGAACAAGUGUAUCGAUGUGUGGAAGCAAUUCGAUCCUCACUACGACAUGGAGCUGCCGAUUGACUCAGCGGUCCGGCCCACAGAGAUAGUUUUUAUGGAGACUGUGAAUUCUGAGCUGAUGCGCGACAACCCUGUACUGCGGAAGAAAAUGAUGAGGUUUCGUCUCGAACGUGGAGGAGGCACUCUGUACCGGUCGAUCCCACUGAAGCAAGCGGCGUUCAUUCGGAUGCAGAUAGACUCCAAGGGGAAGCUCAUGCACGAUGCCUUGGCAGAGAUGAGAUUAAAACUAUUUGGAAGCCCAUGGUCCCCACCAUAUUGGAUGAAGGCUGGCAAUCACAAAAUGAUAGGCAGCCCUCUGUCCUGCCUCAAGAAAGACAAAAAAUACAAACAAGUCUGGGCCGACUACUUCGUUAGAUGGAUCCAGGCCUACGAGAAGAAGAAUAUUCCUAUCUGGGGCGUCACCCAGCAAAAUGAGCCUCAAUUUUAUUUCAACUUUUGGUGGGAGGCCUGUUCAUUCAGUGCCGCGGAACAGAGAGAUUUCAUAAGAGACUAUCUAGGGCCGACCCUGAACAGAACCUUUGGUGGCAGGAUCAAGCUCAUGUUCAUGGACUUCGUCAAAGAGUUCCUCAUGGAUGUCUCUGACGUCGUUCUACGUGAUACCAAGGCUGCACAGUACAUCUAUGGUGCUGGAGUGCAUUGGUAUGGUUUCGACCAAGUUUAUGAACUAGAAAGGUUUAAGGCUAAUUAUGGCAGCAGAUACGCACUCCUAGGGACGGAAGCAAGCACUUGCAAUUGGGAUACGUAUUUCUUCAAUACGCCGUGGAAGCGAGCUGCUCGCUAUGUGCACGGUGUGAUUGUUGACUUUAUACACGGUGGAGCAACUGGAUGGGUCGACUGGAAUCUCCUCCUCGACCAAGAAGCAGAACAUGAUAACCGUGGUGGUCCGAACCAUGCUGGCAACAAUUGUUUCGCACACAUUCAUAUCGAUGAUGCAAAUCAGCUUGUGAUCCAUCCUUCUUACUAUGCCUUUGGGCACAUUACCAAGUUCGUCGCUCCCGGUGCUAGAAUGGUCACCUCCUUGACAGUUUCGGAGUCCAAGCUAAGUUCGAUAUUCACUAUUGACACGCUGGAGGCCGUGGCAUUCGUGAACGAGGCCAAAACGGAGUUGGAAGUCAUCGUUCUCACUAGCGAGGAAGAGGACAUCCCGGAUCUGAUCAUUGAGGUGCAGCUGCCCGACGGGAAGUACCAAACCGUCCACGUCGGCAAAGUCCCCGCCUUCAGCGUCACCACUGUGUUACUCCCCGUAACUUUCUAG
Messenger RNA from Perkinsus marinus ATCC 50983, 5430 nucleotides. Its product is annotated as voltage-gated cation channel, putative. Gene Ontology annotation, biological process: calcium ion transmembrane transport. Gene Ontology annotation, cellular component: voltage-gated calcium channel complex; plasma membrane; voltage-gated sodium channel complex. The record is from RefSeq and is a predicted model, not a curated record. Gene Ontology annotation, molecular function: voltage-gated calcium channel activity; voltage-gated sodium channel activity. The coding region runs from base 1 to 5430 and encodes 1809 amino acids. The transcript is spliced from 43 exons. NCBI's taxonomy places the organism in Eukaryota, Perkinsozoa, Perkinsida, Perkinsidae.